CUGCUCCAGCAGUGCGUCAUUCAGACCCGGAGCGACCGUGAGCCCAAAAAUAAAACAGUAAUUUUUAUAAAAAAAAAAAAAAAAAAACACAGUUUGCUACUUUCGGUUAACCUAUUUAGGACGCCCAUAGAAGAUUUAUCUUUUUUUUUUACCACGAGUAUCACCAUAACUUACUGGGAUUGCAUUAUACUUUUUUUAUACUGAAUUCAGAGUGAAAGCCGUCUGUCGACAUUUCUGGGUCGCUGUCAUCAUACGGAUGUAGGAUAAUAUCGUGUCAGGAUACAUUGGCGUGAGUUUUGGAGAGCGUUUCUCAGACUGGACGGGGAAUCUCAAAGGUGCAUCCAUAACCAGCUCGUCAAUAUGAAAUCUGCCGAAGAAGACGCAUACGGCUACCCUGCCAGUGGCAGCCUAUCGCUCCCGGUCAGCAACCCGUACCUGUCCCCACAGUACCACAGUCCUCAAGGUGGUCCAGUUCUGUCUGUGGCCAUCACACCUCCGUCCAGCUACGGGCACCAGGAGGACAAAGUGUCCCUGGGGUUCUACACAUCCGCCGGUAUGCGUCCCAAUAGCACCCCGGCACUGGAGAGCCCGCGGAUCGAGAUAACGCCUUAUAGCCAGUUCUCUGAGGAAGAGGAGGAAGGCGGAAGUGGCGGUGGCACGCCGGCGGGCAACAGGAUCAUCUCCGUGGCAACGCUGACGCUCCCCAACGCCGACGGCUACCGCGACCCAAGCUGCCUGAGCCCGGCAAGCAGCGUGUCGUCGCGGAGCUGCCACUCGGAGGCGUCGUCAUACGAGUCGGGCCUGUCGUGCACCUACGACAUGUCGCCGCAGAACUCGCCCUGGCAGUCGCCCUGCGUCUCCCCGAAGGGGGGCGGCUCGUCGUCGAUGCACUCCUGUACGCUGGCUGCGUCGCCCCAGCCCUCGCCCUCCGGCUCGCCCCGCACCUCCAGCCUCGGCGACGACGCCUGGGGCACCUCCCGUCCGGCCUCCUCCCCACAGCCUAGCUCCCCCUGUGGCAGUAAGCGGAAGUACAGCUUUGGCGGCGGUGGUGGUGGAGGAGGAGGAGGUGGUGGUGUUGGUGGUGGGGGUGGCGGUGGGGGGGCCUACAAGUACCCGUACUCCCCCAACCAGUCGCCCAACCCUUCCCCCCACACCUCCCCGCGUCUCAGCGUGGCCGAAGAGACGUGGCUGAGCAACACCAACCAGUACACCAACUCGGCCAUCGUGGCGGCCAUCAACGCCCUCUCCACGGACGGGGCGAGCGACCUCGGGGAGAGCCUCCCGCUGAAGACCCGCCGGACUGGCCUGGACCCCUGUCCGUCCCUCAGCAUGAAGGUGGAACCGAGGGGAGAUGAGCUAGUGUCAGGAGAGUACAGCACGAGCGACUACGGCUCCCCCUCUCACAUGCCCUUCAAGAAGGAGGGCUACAGCGGAGGCUUCCUGGACGUACCCCAGCACACCUACUCAUGGUCAAAGCCAAAGACAUAUAUUAGCCCGUCUUUGCCCGCUCUUGACUGGCAGCUGCCAUCCAGCUCCGGCCCCUACAGCCUUCAAAUUGACGUGCAGCCCAAGUCUCACCACCGCGCCCACUACGAGACCGAGGGCAGCAGAGGGGCAGUGAAGGCACUCGCAGGAGGCCAUCCAGUUGUGCAGCUGCAUGGCUACAUGGAAAGCGAGCCGCUGACCCUCCAGCUGUUUAUUGGGACUGCGGACGACCGGAUGCUGCGGCCGCAUGCUUUCUAUCAGGUCCACCGCAUCACGGGCAAGACUGUGUCAACACCCAGCCAUGAGGUGCUGCAGAACAGCACCAAGCUGCUGGAGAUACCUCUGCUUCCAGAGAGCAACAUGAAGGCUAUAAUCGACUGUGCUGGCAUUCUCAAGCUGCGCAACUCGGACAUCGAGCUUCGGAAGGGCGAGACGGACAUCGGGCGAAAGAACACCCGCGUGAGGAUGGUGUUCCGAGUGCACAUUAGCCAGCCUAAUGGAAGGACCAUCUCCCUGCAGGCCGCCUCCAACCCCAUCGAGUGCUCCCAGCGGUCAGCGCAGGAGCUUCCCUUGGUGGACAAGCAGAGCUUGGACAGCUGUGUGGUCCCAGGGGGGGAGAAGAUGCUCCUGACCGGACACAACUUCCAGCCCGACUCCAAGGUUGUGUUUGUGGAGAACGCCCAAGAUGGCAAUCAUAUAUGGGAGAUGGAAGCCAAAGUUGACAAGGAAGCCUCCAAAUCGACAAGCUUGUUGGUAGAAGUACCUACUUAUAGGAACCAGAAUAUUGCCAGCCCGGUGUCUGUGAGCUUCUAUGUGUGCAACGGCAAACGCAGGAGGAGUCAGUGCCAGCGCUUCACCUAUCUGCCACCCAAAGUUCCAACUAUAAAAACAGAGCCGCAUGAUGACUAUGAGCUCCCUCAGCUGUGUACCCAGCAUGCACCUGGCUUCCCUUUGCAUUCGAAGCCUUACUACUCCCCGCAGGUGCUGACCGCCGCGAUGCCUGUUGACCCGAGGCCCGGCACGGCAGGGCCAUUUGGCGUUGCCGGCCCCCAGCGUCUCGGAGGAAAGCAGUCCUCGUUGUCCUCCCCCGUCUCCAGCUCGUCCCUCAGUGGCAGCCCCAAGCUCCACGACCUGUCGCCCACGCACUUCCCCAAAGGGCUGCUGCUCGGCUCCCCCCAGCCGCCCGCAGGACCCACACCUCCGCCGGCCACGGCCUCCGCCGCACAAGUGUCGGCCAUCCAGGCGACGGCCGCCGCCUGCUACCAGCAGUCCGCUCUCUUCCACCCGCGGGUGGUCUCCGCGCCACACCUCUCCCCCGCUGUCAUUGCCUCAACGCCAGAGCGCCCCUUCAGCAGCCUGUCCCCGUCCCACGCCCCCGCACACGAGGUGCCUGCCUCUGUCUCCCCACAGCCACCCAAGGGGUCGCCCAGGAGAAGCCCGUCCACCUUCCUGCCCCAACAGGGGAGCCCCUCCACACUGGCCGUCAGCAUCAAGCAGGAGCCUCAGGAGCUCGACCAGAUGUACCUGGAUGAUGUCAAUGAAAUCAUUCGGAAUGAUCUAUCGAGUAUCACUGUCCACAGCCAUGCAUAGUUUUGGAGAGGCAUCAAAGGACACAGGGGCUAACAUGGACCCAGAUGAACUUGAAAGAAAAUUCCAUACUCAUCAACCUGCCCUGCAUUGCUACCCAAGCACAAACAAGUCCAAAUGGAGCCUUUACAACCAAAUUCAGACCUCCUAUACAAGAAAAAUUAAGCAAUACUGGAAAUUAUUGCCUAAAAGGACAACUGGACCAAGAACUGACUUUUAUUUGUUUCUUUUCUAUCUUUUCUGUCAUCGCAGAAUUUAAAUUAUUAUCAAUCCUAAAUGUUUUUUAUGGCUGAAUGUAUGAUCAAUCAUCCAAAAAAAUUAUUUCUGAAAAAAGCUGAAGUGCUUUUAAAAGAUGCCCAUUAGAGCACCCAUUCAGGCAGGAGAAACAAGAUAUAAUUGACUUGUGGAAACAACUCACCUUGAUGAUAUAAUGGCCAUAAUCUCAGCAAUAUUUUGGCAGAAGCUUUUGCUAGAGAUCUUUGUGAUAUUGCCAUUCCAUCAUUAAUGUUUAUGUUUGAACUUUUUUCCUCUAGAUAUUCAUACACAGCUGAAGAAUAAACUGGAUUUUUUUCCCUUUUCUACUUUUUUUGGAAAUUUCACAUUUACUUAAAAUGUAACUUCUUUUGAGGUAUUAAUUUAUUAUUUCAUUUAAUCUUUUUCUUAUUAAGGAAGAAACUGACAAAGUGUUAUGAGAUCCAUUUGCAGGUGCCCUUGACCUGCUAAUUUCUUAUGUACCAGCAGAGGAUGAUGUUGGGAGAUGUUGAGAUUGCAAUGACAUGGCUACUAGUAAGAGUAGUGUUAGAAAUGUUUAGUAAGUAACUGGAAUUGUCAAGUGUGAUAUACAUUCACAGCACAUGUUUGAGACACAUUGAAGAAAUCUGUAGAUCCACAAGUGUCUUUUUAAACAUUUGAAUGUUUUCAGUGAAAAUGUUCUACCAAUAACAUCAAAACAAUUUUUUUUUAAACAUUUCAUCAAUUGUGCCUUAACUUCUGGGCCUCGGACCAGAACCAUUGAUCGUGACUCUUAAGUGUGUAUAUCGCAAUAUGUAUCUAAAAGGGAACGCUUGCUUGAACUAUACAGGAGGGCACAGGCCACACAAUAUGGUGCACUGCAUAACAUGAGAGAGGGAAGACAUAGUUGUGGUGGUUGUCACUGAGCGUCCUCUUGUGACUUGCACUGGUAGUGCAAAAAAAUCAGAAGGCUUAUGACUGGAAGUAAUGUCUCAGACAUGACUAACGCAUGCUUUAGCUCUUAUUUGUAGUCGAAUUCUUUCUUUUCUAAGACUGAGACUGAGCAUAUUUUCAAGGAGAGGGCCAUUUGUGUCCUCUGCUGUGCUAAUAUAAACCUCUGCAUUUUUUCUACAUCUUUUAAUCCAUAUAUGAAGCUACAAAUAUAUGAAUAUUUGUAAUGUGUAUGACAUUUAUGUCUUUUUUAUGUCAUUUUUACACAAUUUUGUACUACACUAUUCUUCCUUAAGUGGAUAAUUCAAAGACAUAAAAUUACUCAAUUAUUAUUUACCAGCAAAUAGUCUUUGGCAAUUAUGCUGUUGCAAAUAAUGCACCCAAGAAUGUAUAAAGUCACAUCAGUGCUCUCUGUGAUUGCAAACACUCUAUACAUGUUUGGUUAGUUCAAAGUACUGCAAGAGAUUAUAUUCAGUUAAGAUUGAUUUCAGUAGUUGUCAUAACAAGAAAAAAAUGUCCAUAUCAGUUUUGUUUUUCUUCAUUACCAAACAAUGCAGCUGACUUGUACAACUGAUGCCAAAGAUUUCACAGGUGGACAUCUUUGAAAAGACUGUUUGCACUUUACAUUGUAAAAAACAAGAAUCUGUCCUCUCACGCCUUGUAAAAUAGCAACAUUUUAUCAUUUGACAUGAUGUUAAUUCAAAUAAAAUCAAUAUACUCUAA
This is a messenger RNA of Alosa alosa (allis shad), 4977 nucleotides long. RefSeq names its product nuclear factor of activated T-cells, cytoplasmic 1-like. NCBI's taxonomy places the organism in Eukaryota, Metazoa, Chordata, Actinopteri, Clupeiformes, Clupeidae. Gene Ontology annotation, biological process: cytokine production; regulation of transcription by RNA polymerase II; calcineurin-NFAT signaling cascade. The record is from RefSeq and is a predicted model, not a curated record. Gene Ontology annotation, cellular component: transcription regulator complex. Gene Ontology annotation, molecular function: DNA-binding transcription factor activity, RNA polymerase II-specific; RNA polymerase II cis-regulatory region sequence-specific DNA binding; transcription factor binding. The transcript has 10 exons. The coding region runs from base 361 to 3075 and encodes 904 amino acids.